Molecule: messenger RNA, 4177 nt
Organism: Epinephelus moara (kelp grouper)
Lineage: Eukaryota; Metazoa; Chordata; Actinopteri; Perciformes; Serranidae
Gene: tdrd12
Product: tudor domain containing 12
Exons: 33
Coding region: 29-4177 (1382 amino acids)
Biological process (GO): germ-line stem cell division; transposable element silencing
Source: RefSeq, a predicted model, not a curated record
GUGGUGUGGAUCGACGAGGCCGCACAAAAUGCCGACAAUAUCAAUUUUGAAGGUUGAGAGCCCGUCUUGCCUCUGGGGAAGGGUUGUUCAGCUUCCCGGCGGUGAUGCAGAGACCACAGACCAGUACGACAAUCUGCUGGCUCAAAUGAACCUCUUCUACCACGAUGUCACCCAGGACCUGCGCAAGCUGAAGCCCACAUCGUUAGAGGAGGGACAGGUGUGUGUGGUGUACUGGUCAGUGAUAAAAUCAUGGUGUCGAGCUGUGGUGGAGUCGAUCAUUAUGGACUCGGUGUCCUGUCAGGCUCACUGCCUCCUGGUCGACCACGGAGAACAACUCAUUGUCCCCUCAGACCAGAUCCAAGUCGCUGCGCAGAGGUUCCUCCAGCUGCCUUACUGGGUGAGGAAGUUCCACCUGGCAAGAAUCAAACCAAAAACCCUGCGAGUGUCUGUCUUUGAGGAGAAGGCCAAACUCAUACCGUCCACUCGGUGGGACAGCUCCGCUACACUCUACCUGCACAACCUGCUCCAAGCAUCGACUCUGUCAGAGGCCGUGUUGUUAGAGUCCGAGUCAGACUCCACCUCCAUUGAGCUCUACCUGACCGUACGAAACAUCAAGAUAUGUGUGAACGACGAUUUGGUGGCCAAGAAGUUUGCGUAUUACAGCGGAGAGUCAGCUGACAGCGGCGGGCUGGAAGAGGUGGACCAAUAUCCCUACAUGCUGCCUUCCAGCAUCUUAACCCAGACUGACUCAAAAAAGUCAUCAGCACAAACCCAACAGCCUCACGUGAUGUCACAAAGUCUGGGUGCAGACAGAGCAGGUGAUUGGCUGGCAGCUCCCUCUUCACCUCAGAACCCACAGCAUGAGCUGAAGACCUGUGACGAAGGCAGCAGGUCAAAGGUCACAGAUGAACACCUGUCUCCGGGCCGUCAGUCAAAGAAUGGCUCAGACGCGGCUGCUGCUGCAGAGAGUGACUCGUCAGAGGAUACAGACUCGUCUCUGGCUGCAGCUCUCACCAAAAACCUAAAUCUGUUCAGGUUCCUGAAGUUUCUGAAUCCCGCCAGCAGCUACCAGCAGGCGGCUCCCAGUGAGAGUCAGCAUGAAGAGCUAAAAGACUGUCAAGCUGAAGAGUCGACUGCAGCCUCCAGCAUCUAUACAGGACAGGAAGUGUACGCAGCCAACACACCUUCAACAACUCACCUCUGCCCUGUCUCUUUAUUGUUCAGCAGUUCAAGUAGGUCACUGGAGUCAGGACCAACAGAGAAGACGUGGAGGGUUGAAGAGGACUGGGCCUGUUCACGCCUUUUGGAGUGGUUGAACCCGGAGCCUCUGAACCCCAACCCAGAUGCUGCAGAUGAUGCGGUUGUUCCCAGAGAUCCCAGAAAGAGUGGGAUUCUGGUGCACUCUGCCCUCCCAAUGGAGCCCUGCACUAGUUUGGACGAUGCCCCCGUCACGGAUACUCUCCGCAGGGUGUUGCGGAGGAAGCAGUACAGCUCUUUGUCUCCAGCUGACUGUUGCAGCUGGCCAGCUGUGGCUCAAGGGUUCAACACCGUCAUCGUCUCCCACAAUGCUGACCAGCCGCUCAGCUACCUCGGCCCGCUCCUCACCCACAUCCUACUAAACACCAUCUUCACCUCCCUCACCUCCAGCGCAGGGCCUGUAGUGGUGCUGCUGUGUCCAGGCUGGGAGAAGGUUCAGGUUGUGUAUGACCUGCUGGAGGAGAUGGAGAUCACCUCAGUCCUUCACCCUUUCAUCGUGCUGCUGGGCAUCGGCAAAAACGAAGCCAAGGGUGUCAGGAUCCCCAAAAACUGCCUGCUGUUAGUGACCACUCCCUUCAGUUUGGUCCGCCUGCUGUCCUGCCACUGCUUCCUGUUCCUGCGUCUCUACCACCUUGUGCUGGAUGAGGCUGACCAGCUUUUUACUCUGGCUCCAGAUCAGAUGGCGACCAUCCUGCAGCAUUUCCAGAAGGUGACGUCCAGCGAGGAGAAGGCAUCCUGUCCUCAGCAGCUUGUAGCCGUGGCAAAAAGAUGGACCAGUCACAUGGAGGGGUUGUUAGCCAAUCACAUGCCAUACCCCUGCAUUUUCUUGACUGUCCCUGAGGAAGCUGCUCUCUAUGGUGACGUUCAGCAGAUCAUCCUCAUGACUCUGGAGAGCAGUAAGGCCUCAGUACUGUUGGGUGCGUUGGAUUUGAACCCUGAUGUCGGCCAGAAGACUCUGAUCGUAGCCAAUUCUGUUCAGGAAGCUGAAGACGUGUUCAAGGCUGUGAGCAACAAAUCAGCUUUCUGCCUCAAAACCCACGAACAGUCAACAUACCUGUUUGACUUCGUCAUCCAGCAGUGGAGAAAAGACAUCGGCCACGGCACUCACGUUAUCCUGGUGACCACCAAUGAGUGUCUGAAGUGUCUGGGAAUCAGAGAUGCGACUUGCGUUGUCCACUAUGGCUUCCCCAUUUCCCCCAAAGUGUUCGGCAGCCGACUCUUCUGCAUGGCCGAGAACUUCAGAAACCUUUCUACACGAGUUUCCGUGGACAAGGAUCAGACAGGGAGUCGUCAUCUCACCAGGUCGGUGCUGCUGAUCUCUGAGAGGAACGCCUGUCAUGUAGUCGGGGUUCUGCGUUACCUGGAGCGAACAAAUGCUCCGCUGCCCCCUGAGCUGCUGUCCUUCGCUCAGGGCGUCCAUGUGGCCCGGGAGGACCAGAAGACCAACAAGCCUCUCUGCAGCUACCUCAAGAGCUUUGGAGUCUGCAGAGACAGCAGUGUGUGUCCUGACCGUCACAGAUUCAUCUCCCAGCUGGAUAAAUCUGAGCUUCCUGCCUCGGGAGUCAUAGAAGUGGUGCCUCUCUAUAUUAAGACAGCAUCAGUGUUCUACGGUCGUAUCGUCAGGAAGGAGGAUGGAGGUUUCCAGAGCAUGGCGUCUGAGAUGACUUCUUACUAUGCUGACAAGAAACCUGGAGCCGAGGAGAUGCUGGAGGGAGGCUUGUACGCUGUGCAGGAGGACGACGUCUUCCACAGGGUGAAGAUCCUGUCAGUCCCAGACCGUGGUGACCGGCUGUUUUUCAGCGUCUUGGUUCGUUUCAUUGAUGUGGGAAAGGAGGAGGAGGUCAAAUCCCAUCAGAUCCUGCAGCUCCCAGAGCAGUUUCACUCUCUGCCCGGCCAGGCCAUCGAGAUCAUCGCCUGCCGGGUCAAACCUGUCGACGCAGAGAUCGACUGGCACCCCAAGGUCACCAGAGCGAUCAGCCAGAAGAUCCGCGGUCUGCAGCAUCGAGCCAGAGCAGUUUUAAGUCUGGGAAACACUGUUUUUGUUGAUCCCAUGGUCCGUAUGACUCAGGUGCCAGGUACCAAAACUGUGAUCAAUGAAUACAGCGUGCAGUCAGAGAUCACAAACUCUGGGAUGGGAGUCAGCAACCCAGAGCAUCUGGACCUGCUGAAUGUGCUCUGCCAGGAGAGCAGCAAGCAGACGAGUCACAGUUCUGGGUCAGAGGAUGGUCCAGCGUCUCUGGAGGUCAGGAUCAAAGCUGGGGAGGAAGUUCUGGCUAAAACCUUCAGAGCAGCCAAGGUCAGUCAGCUCGAUGAUCUUCCUCACCUCGAGCCAUGUGAGCCACUUAGUCCAGUAUCUUCAGUGAUCCAGUCCCUGGUCCCAGCACCACCAACACCAGCAGCAGUUGAACUCCACCUGGUUCCUGUGUGUGAUCAGAACGGUCUGUUGGAUAGCCAGGCAGCUUUUGAACAGGGAAACACCCACACUGCUGAUCUGAAGUCAGCUGAGCAGAUGAUGAGUUUCCACCCUCCGCUCCGUUGGUACCAGACGUCCGACUCUGUGACUGUAACGGUGAAGCUGAUGAACCCGGAGAGGCAGCGCUGUGACUUCUAUCCUGACAGAGUCGUCUACAGUGGCAGAGCCAACGGUCGCACCUACAGAGCAGACCUGCAGCUUCACGGCAACAUCGCUGCUGACCGCUGCUGCUGGGAAAUGAAGUCCAACGAGCCAGUGCUCAAGCUGGUCAAACAACAGCAGGGCCACUGGGAAAGACUCCUGAGGAACAAGAAUAUUUUCGUGAGCUAUGACAUGGAGCACUUGGAGGAAGAUGAAGGUAGAACCCCAAAUGGUCUGUGUUUCGUGGAGAACACGGGGAAAGAUUACUGGUAUGUGAACUCAGAAAGCGGCAGUGAGAGCGACUGA